Molecule: messenger RNA, 1071 nt
Organism: Trichomycterus rosablanca
Lineage: Eukaryota; Metazoa; Chordata; Actinopteri; Siluriformes; Trichomycteridae
Gene: mdkb
Product: midkine b
Exons: 4
Coding region: 104-544 (146 amino acids)
Molecular function (GO): growth factor activity
Source: RefSeq, a predicted model, not a curated record
GGAGGUGGAGCUGCUGGACCGUUAGGAAAACAGCAAACACAUUAGGACACACAUUCACCCACAAGCUCUCCGGUGAUACAGGAGCUCUCCAACGGCAAGAAGGAUGAGGAGUCUAUUCCCACUAACGAUUGCACUGCUUAUGGCAUUGACAAUCACUGUGGAAGCUGGAAAAACAAAAGAGAGAGGAAAGGAGGGGAAAGCAGAAGGGGACUGCUCUGAGUGGGUGUAUGGAAGAUGUGUUCCCAACAGCGGUGACUGUGGGGCAGGUGUACGUGAGGGCACCUGUAAUGAUCAGACCAAGAAGACCAAGUGUAAAAUCCCAUGCAACUGGAAGAAAGACUUUGGAGCUGAUUGCAAGUACAAGUUUGGCCGCUGGAGCGAGUGUGAGAUAUCCACUGGCACUCGGAGCAGAUCUGGAACGCUGAAGAAAGCAAUGUUCAAUGCUGACUGCCAGUCAAACAUUAAAGUAUCUAAACCCUGCAGUCCAAAAACGCCCAAACCCAAGGGUGCGGAAAAGAAGGGAAAGAAGGGAAAGGAAAAUUAAGUAGUGCAAAGCACCCCCCUCCCUGAUUCUGUAAACCCUCUCCACUGAAUAUUUCUAUAUAUAGUGGUGCUGUGGCGCUUACUUUGCAACAACGAAAAAAACUGUAACCCUAUCUAUAUUUGAUGUGUCUGUCUUUUCUUGGUACAAUUACAGUUGUUCCCAUUGUUAUAUUUUUAAAUCAUUUUUGUAGAUUGCUUUUAACUGUAAUUUGUUUUACAUUGACGAAUAAAACAUGACAGAAAAUCGUUGUUAACUAAAGCCACGGGUUCAUAUGGACCAAAAUACCUUUAGCCCCUGGAUAUUUUAUCUAAAUAUUGAAGCACUAGAAUUGUGAUAUAUGAAUUAACACAAAGCUUUUAAUGGAACUAUGUGUAUGUUCUGUUAAUUAAAACCUUUUAGUACUCAAAGGAAUAUCAAUGCUUAUGCAUGUUUGUAGAUGUCAAAUUUAUGUACAAUCAAAAUUUCCACACCACUAACUUUUUACUUCUCCAGGUCUGUGAAUAAAUCAGAACAAGAUUUUUUCCCAA